AUCCUGAGCCGCGCCGUCGUGCUGGUUUUCGGCACGCUCUAUCCUGCCUACGCGUCCUACAAGGCCGUGAAGACCAAGAACAUCCGGGAAUAUGUGCGCUGGAUGAUGUACUGGAUCGUGUUCGCCAUCUUCAUGGCCACGGAGACCUUCACUGACAUAUUUAUUUCCUGGUUUCCCUUCUACUAUGAGAUCAAGAUGGCCUUUGUCAUCUGGCUCCUCUCCCCGUACACCCGAGGAGCCAGCCUGCUGUACCGCAAAGUCGUGCACCCGACGCUGUCCCGCAAAGAGCAGGAGAUCGACACGUACCUCGUGCAAGCGCGCGAGCGCAGCUACGAGACCAUGGUGCGCUUUGGCAAGAAGGGCCUCAACAUAGCGGCCACCGCCGCCGUGCAGGCGGCCGCCAAGAGCCAGGGCGCCCUGGCCGGGCGGCUCCGCAGCUUCAGCAUGCAGGACCUGCGCGCGCUCCCCGACGAGGCGCCCGUGCACUACCGAGACCCCCUGUACCUGGAGGAGCCCGAGGGCCCAGAGCAGCCGCUGGGCUACAGCAGGGCCGGGCGGCAGCGCGAGAGCGACACGGACGAGGAGGAAUGCUGGUCGGACUCACCGCUCUCACCCCAUGCCACGACCCACGGCUGGGACACCAAGCCACUCUCCCGGAGCCAGAGCCUGCGCGGGGCCAAGAAGAAGCCGCAGGGCAAAGAGGGCUCUUCCCGCCUGGUGCGUGCCCGGAUCAGGAGGAAGGUCGUGCAGAAGGACCAGGACAGUUAGUGCCCUUUACCAGGAGUUUUAACCCAUGUUUGCUGCUGCGGCACCAGGAGGGAGUCACGGUUUCGCGUCCUCAGCCCCGCAGCUGCUCCACGCCGAGCCUUGUGCCUGGCAGACAGCGCAGGGCUCCCUGCCGCUCCACACUUCCAAUCCCUUCCGUUUGUCCGUUGCCUCUUCCUGGCUGCCCUGCACGGCCGGGGAGUUCCUGGCUGCCCGUCCAGCCUGGCUGCUUUGCAGAGGGAGGGCGGCUCUGUCCCCAGCGCCGCUGCUGCAGGUCGGCACUGGCGGCCGGCCCCGCUGCGGUCACCUCUGCUCUGGUGAACCCUAAGGGCUCCAUGGGGAAGCAGCAUCCUCUGCUCCGUGUCCCU
This is a messenger RNA of Nothoprocta perdicaria, 1133 nucleotides long. RefSeq names its product receptor accessory protein 4 (gene REEP4). Gene Ontology annotation, biological process: endoplasmic reticulum tubular network organization. Gene Ontology annotation, cellular component: cytoplasmic microtubule; endoplasmic reticulum membrane; endoplasmic reticulum tubular network. The transcript is spliced from 8 exons. NCBI's taxonomy places the organism in Eukaryota, Metazoa, Chordata, Aves, Tinamiformes, Tinamidae. The annotation marks the transcript as partial. Gene Ontology annotation, molecular function: microtubule binding. The record is from RefSeq and is a predicted model, not a curated record.